CCUUUGUAACCAAUCGUGAUCCUCCUCCAACCAGUCUCCUUCUGUCCAUACGUGGACGUUUUUUUUGUAGUUGUUACCAAUGAACGUUUAAAAAUCGGCCCUUAAAUUUAUUAUUUUUUCCUCCCCUCGUCAAUAUGCAUUCGUUUUUGAGCAGAGGAAAUGCAAUUUUGGCCUACACUUUGAGCCUUUUGGCCUGUUUGACAUUUUUGUGCUUUCUUUCUACCCUGUUUGUAGAUUACCGGACUGGUUCCUCGAUAAACACAGUCAAAGUCGUAGUGAAAAAUGUACCAGACUACAGUGCAUCACGGGAAAAAUGUGAUUUAGGAUUUAUAACAUUCGACCUCCAAGCAAAUUUGACAAAUCUGUUCAAUUGGAAUGUCAAACAGUUGUUUUUGUACUUAACGGCUGAGUACUCAACACCCAACAACGUCUUAAAUCAAAUCAUUUUGUGGGAUAAAAUAAUUCUCCGAGGGGACAAUGCUGUAUUAGAUUUCAAAAAUAUGAACACCAAGUAUUAUUUCUGGGACGAUGGCAAUGGUCUAAGGGGGAAUCAGAAUGUAUCACUAUCCUUAUCUUGGAAUAUCAUCCCCAAUGCUGGACUUCUGCCAAGCAUAGUUGCACAUGGACAGCAUACAUUCCACUUUCCGACUGAAUACACUGUUUCGAGACUUUAAUAAAUAAAUGUGUAAUCAAUAUAAAAUGAUUUGUGAUUUUUCCUUUUUUUAUAGAAAAGUUUUAUUAUUAUAAUGCUUUGAAUAUUUUCUACGCAUAAUAGAAAACUGGGGGCAGGAUUAUAAAGAAGCAAAAUAUUGUGAACAACAAUCGUUACACAUAACUAAUUGUUUAUAAACAGACAUGUAUCUUUCUUCAUUGUACAUUGAAAAAUUAAACUGUGCUAACAAAAGUGAUUAUUAUUUAUAGUGGUACAGCCAAUUGAAAAUUAGUGAAAUUAAUUAAAAUCACAUUGGGAAAUAAAUUUAAAAAGUAGGUUUACAAUUGGUGGUCACUCUUCAAUUGUGCAUAUUUUGUAUUUAAUAUGGCAAAAGUGUGUUAUUGGAAAUUCUGCUCCAAGCUUGAAUGAAAUAUUCAAUGAUGUACAUAAAUUGUACAUUACAAGUGUAUCAUAAGAGUAGUUUUACUCUGUAUUGCCUUAAAACUGUGAACUAAAGACAAAAUAUCAUGUGCGGGUGAACACAACUUUUGGAAAUAUAUAGAUAUUAUUAUUUUUUCUUAAAUGUUACUUUAUUCAGUGAUAGAUUACAAAUUACAUUUAGCCUGUAAAUACUGUGAUGUUACUUCAGUGUUUGAAACUUAGAGUAAACAUUCAAUUUUUAUA
Molecule: messenger RNA, 1336 nt
Organism: Cimex lectularius (bed bug)
Lineage: Eukaryota; Metazoa; Arthropoda; Insecta; Hemiptera; Cimicidae
Gene: Spase22-23
Product: signal peptidase complex subunit 3
Exons: 4
Coding region: 135-674 (179 amino acids)
Biological process (GO): protein targeting to ER
Cellular component (GO): signal peptidase complex; membrane
Source: RefSeq, a predicted model, not a curated record